CUUAAGCAUAUUUUGGGCCAACAGAAAGCCGGCAAAAGAAUCUCUUCGUCUGCUGUCUCUAUCGCUCUCUCUCUCUCUCUCAUGGCGGAAGCUCCUCACGGACUUCGAAUUCUUCUUCACCAGCAUCAGAAGGAGCGAACGCCCGUUCACAUUUCUAGCCACGCUGAAAGAGACCGAGUUCUUGAAAUAUUCCGAAGUGCUAUAUUGCAACCUGGACCACCUGCAAGUUUUGCUCUUCAAACAGUGCAAGAUGCUAUAAAACCCCAGAGGCAAACUAUAUUAGUCCAAGAUGAGAAUCAGCUAUUGGAAAAUGCACUCCGAACAUUACUUCAAGAAUUGGUGUCUUCUGCAGUUAACUCAGGGGAACUGAUAAUGCAGUAUGGCCAUUCUAUUGAUGACAAGGAAAGGAUUCAGGGUCAAAUACCACGCCUUCUAGACAUUGUUCUGUAUCUUUGUGAGAGAGGUCAUGUUGAGGGUGGUACGAUAUUCCAACUGCUGGAAGAUUUGACUGAAAUGUCUACUAUGAGAGACUGCAAAGAAGUUUUUGCUUAUAUAGAGAGUAAGCAAGACAUACUGGGGAAGCAAGAGUUGUUUGGGCGAGGGAAGCUUGUGAUGUUGAGGACAUGCAAUCAGCUUCUUCGUCGCCUCUCAAAGGCGAAUGAUGUGGUAUUCUGUGGACGAAUAAUUAUGUUUCUGGCUCAUUUUUUCCCAUUGUCAGAACGUUCGGCUGUGAAUAUAAAGGGAGUUUUUAACACUUCAAAUGAGACAAAAUAUGAGAAGGAUGCUCCUGAUGGCAUUUCUGUUGAUUUCAACUUUUACAAGACGUUUUGGAGUUUACAGGAACAUUUCUGCAAUCCUGGACCCACAACACUUGCUCCAACCAAAUGGCAGAAAUUUGCAUCAAAUUUAAUGGUUGUUUUAGAUACCUUUGAAGCUCAACCUUUGAGUGAUGAUGAUGGAAAUACAAACAAUCUCGAGGAAGAAGCGGCAACUUUCAGCAUAAAAUAUCUUACAAGCAGUAAACUGAUGGGUUUAGAGUUGAAAGAUCCAAGUUUCCGACGCCAUAUUCUUGUCCAGUGCCUUAUAUUGUUCGAUUAUUUCAAGGCCCCAGGGAAGAAUGAUAAGGAUGGACCGUCUGAAAGCAUGAAAGAGGAAAUUAAGUCUUGUGAAGAACGGGUAAGGAAGCUUCUUCAGGUGAUUCCACCUAAAGGAAAGGAGUUUCUUCACUGCAUUGAGCAUAUACUUGAAAGGGAAAAGAAUUGGGUUUGGUGGAAACGUGAUGGUUGCCCCCCAUUUGAAAAGCAACCAGUAGAAAAGAAAACAGGUCAAGAUGGAGUAAAAAGACGGAGGCCACGGUGGAGACUGGGAAAUAAAGAACUCUCCCAGUUGUGGAAGUGGGCAGAUCAGAAUCCUAAUGCUUUGACUGAUCCGCAACGUGUUCGUACCCCUUCUGUAAUGGAGUAUUGGAAACCUAUGGCCGAAGAUAUGGAUAUAUCGGCUGGAAUAGAAGCGGAGUAUCACCAUAAAAACAAUCGGGUCUACUGCUGGAAAGGCCUCCGAUUUUCAGCUCGACAAGACUUGGAAGGAUUCUCAAGAUUUACUGAAAAUGGUAUCGAAGGGGUUGUGCCCCCGGAACUUCUACCAUCAGAAGUCCGCUCCAAAUAUCAUGCUAAGCCUAGUGAGAGGUCUAAACGUGCUAAGAAGGAAGAAGAAGCAAAAGGUGCUACUCAGCAAGUGGAAGAACACCAGAAUACGACUCCUGCGGCAGAAAAUGAAAAUGGAGUAAAUGCUGAUCUGGAGGACUCAGUAGCACCAAUUGAGACCGAUGCCUCAGUCAAUAUCUCAGAGAGCGGAGCUCCAACACCUGAUGAGAAUCAGAAGCAGAGCCCUGAUACAGAGAUGGAUAAGGAGGCAGGACAGUCAGAAAUGGAAGGGGAAGUGGGAGUCGAGGCAGGGAUGAUAGAUGGUGAGACAGAUGCAGAGGGUGAACCAGAUCCAGCAAGCUAAAAAAUUGCAAGCUUUUCCCUUGAAGGGAGCUGAGAGAGACUCAGUUGCCAAAAGAAUCAGGAAUCCAAUCCCGUAAGCUAAAAAAAGAAGUAAUAUUGUGUACAGCCCCUGUGCGCUCUCAGAGCAGUUAUGGUGAAUUGAUAGCAUUGAACAAGAUCUGCUCCAGCAUGCUAGCAUUGGCGGAACAUUCUUGUGCCUCAAUGAACUUUCUCCAUACUUCAAUUGAGAGUAUGUUUUAUGUUCUGCCUAGGAGCAAUGGUUCCUGCUGAGCACGGUAUUUAGAGAAUUUUAGGCAACGGAUGAGGUUGAUGAUGGAGGGAUUAAAAGUUUAUAGUUUCAAGCAAUUUGUGGAGUCUUUGUAAGAAUUCUGUUGUGACUGGGUGCAAAGCUUUUCUGACAAGUACUACGUUUGGACUAAACAUUUUUUAUAUGGUGAAACUAGGUGUUAUUGUUGAUUUAGAGAAUGAUUUUUAC
Molecule: messenger RNA, 2481 nt
Organism: Telopea speciosissima
Lineage: Eukaryota; Viridiplantae; Streptophyta; Magnoliopsida; Proteales; Proteaceae
Product: THO complex subunit 1-like
Exons: 21
Coding region: 82-2007 (641 amino acids)
Biological process (GO): regulation of DNA-templated transcription elongation; mRNA export from nucleus
Cellular component (GO): THO complex part of transcription export complex
Source: RefSeq, a predicted model, not a curated record